CUUCUCCUUCUCUGACUGUAACUCCCUUUCUCUAUACGAAAACCAGAAUGUCCCGUCGAGACGGUCGAGAUUCCGAUUCCAGGCGACACUCCUCCGGGUUCGACCGUGAACUCAGUCUUAAAAGGUCUAGGAGGGAUGGGAAACCAGGGACCGAAAGAGUACCCAGAAACGGUGAUGUUGGAGAGCAUCCAGAUCGGGAUCAAAAGCAACGCCGGCGGCUACAGGAUGCUGUACCACUUGAGGCCCAAGAAACGCCUGAUUCCAAGGUUGGAAAUGAGGAUGUUGGCAUGCACCCAGAAAAGAAGCAUGAUGCCCUCAACCAUGAAGCAGUGAAACGUUCUUCUCAUCCAACUGAAGUACCUAGGUCCCGCUCAUAUUUUCAGCAUGAUGAGCGUGGUAAUGCCACUCAAGUUGGUCGAAGCUUUGGCCACAGAGCAGCUCCUGAACGUGGAUGGUGGAGAGAUUCAAGGGAUCAUCAUGAUGAAAGGGCAGCAAAAAGGUAUGACAAACGCCAAAGAGAUGAGAAACCAGAAGGUAAGGAAGAUGAUGAGGGGAAUUGGCGCCAUGAUAGGUUCUUUGAAACAGAAGCCAAUCCUCCGCCUCCACCCCCACCACCACCAGCGGCCAGGAAAAGGCCUGCCUUCAGGGAGAAGAAAACAGUUGGGGACUCUGAGAAUGCUGAUAAAGCAUCUAUAGAGCCAGAAAAGGUAAGCCGUUUUCAUCAACCAGUUUCAUUGAGUGAAAGAAGGGAAGGCAGAGAUCAAAACCCCCGCCACUCAGAUAGACAUGAGAGGCCAUCUGCUGCUGAUCGGGUGCUAAACAGGGGAGAAGUGCAGAGGAGUGAAUUCUCAUCAAGAGAAAGACAUGGAAGAGGUGGUGGUGGAGAUGACAAUUUCAGGGAAAGGGACAGAUUCACUGGAAGGCAAGGGGGGUUUCGUUCAAGUGGUACUCGUGCUGAGAAGUGGAAGCAUGAUCUGUUUGAUGAGGCUAGCAAGAGUCCACCACGAAAGAAUGAAGAGGAUCAGAUUGCAAAGGUGGAGGCCCUCUUAGCUUCUUAGAAUUCAGGCUAUGUUAACUAUUUCAGUUCCUUGUAUUUUGCUUGUCAGUUUAGUUGUCAAGGCCUUUGGUUUUUCUUUUUCUGGCCAUUGUCAAGACCUUUGAUGGAAACCUAAAUAGCAUCAGCAUAUCUUUUUGAGGGUACAAAGUGUUAUCUGCCUUCAUUGUUGCAACUCUGUGCUACUAUCAGGGCUACCGCGUUAAAUUGAACAGUUGUCCUUGAUUCUUUGUUUUUGGGAACUUUCCAGUUUCUCAGUGUUUGGUGUUAGAAGUGCAGGGACAAUUUCCUU
Messenger RNA from Rubroshorea leprosula, 1346 nucleotides. The record is from the annotation of a GenBank genome assembly. Lineage: Eukaryota; Viridiplantae; Streptophyta; Magnoliopsida; Malvales; Dipterocarpaceae.